AUGGUGUCCCUCGCACUUACAUCUUCGUGCAACUUAGGGUUUCGCUCUAUUCCACUAUGCAGAUCUCGCUCUGCAAAGUCUCCACCUUUAAAUCUCAAAUCCCAGUUUCACUCUCAUCAAAAUCGAAUCUCCUCAUGUCCGAAUCCGUUAAGUAAGCAAUUAUUAGGAGCUUUGCCUUCGAACAUCUUUCUGAAACUUCAGAAUUGUUCUCUGUCGCUCUCGAAUCGGAAAUUCACUGUUCGAGCUUCAGCUGCUUCUGCUGCUCCAGUAGCACCUGCUUCUGAGCCAUGGCAUGGAGCAGCAUUGAAGCCAUUAAUGGCUUCGAUUGCAACAGGAAUCAUUCACUGGUUUGUCCCGGUACCGAACGGUGUGGCGAAGAACGCUUGUCAAUUGCUUGCUAUCUUCCUUGCCACUAUAGUCGGGAUCAUCACGCAACCUCUGCCUCUCGGGGCUGUUGCUUUGAUGGGAUUGGGAGCCUCCGUGCUCACAAAAACCCUAACUUUCGCCGCUGCAUUCUCCGCCUUUGGCGAUCCUAUCCCAUGGCUUAUUGCUCUCGCUUUCUUCUUCGCUCGGGGGUUUUAUAAAGACUGGACUUGUAAUGCCGGCGAUGGGACUGAAAACCGAUUGGGAGCUUGGUUGAUGCUCACUUGCUUUCAGACUUCCGUAGUCUCAUCUUCAAUGUUCCUGACCGCUAUGGCAGCAAAUCCAUUGAGUGCAAAUCUCACCUAUAAUACGAUAAAGCAGAGCAUUGGGUGGACUGAUUUGGCCAAGGCUGCAAUUGUUCCUGGUUUGAUUUCGUUGCUUGUUGUCCCAAACUGA
Molecule: messenger RNA, 819 nt
Organism: Nelumbo nucifera (sacred lotus)
Lineage: Eukaryota; Viridiplantae; Streptophyta; Magnoliopsida; Proteales; Nelumbonaceae
Source: RefSeq, a predicted model, not a curated record